This is a messenger RNA of Salvelinus namaycush (lake trout), 1158 nucleotides long. Its product is annotated as leukotriene B4 receptor 1-like. Gene Ontology annotation, biological process: phospholipase C-activating G protein-coupled receptor signaling pathway; inflammatory response; complement receptor mediated signaling pathway. The record is from RefSeq and is a predicted model, not a curated record. Bases 1 to 1158 code for a protein of 385 amino acids. Gene Ontology annotation, molecular function: leukotriene receptor activity; complement receptor activity. Gene Ontology annotation, cellular component: plasma membrane. NCBI's taxonomy places the organism in Eukaryota, Metazoa, Chordata, Actinopteri, Salmoniformes, Salmonidae. The transcript has 4 exons.
AUGGCCAAUGACAGUGACUUCCUUCGUUCUUCCGACUCAUCCAUCUCCUCCCUUGAUGUCUUCAAUGACACAGAGAUCAAAGAUGACAUCAUUGUCCUGUUCUCGAACAGCACUGUUGAGGAUCCCAGCGUUGUGAGUAACAACGCCACCACAGCCAUUGGGGCCCUCAUCCUGGGCCUGGUCUUCCUCCUCGGCGUUCCAGGGAACCUCUUCAUCAUCUGGAGUAUCCUGGCCCGUGCCCGCCGACGCUCCGUCACCACCCUCCUCAUCCUCAACCUGGCGUGUGCCGACGGCUCCCUCAUGUGCCUCACCAUCUUCUUCAUCAUCUAUUUGGCUAGGCAGAACUGGGACUUUGGCACCUACAUGUGCAAGGGGGUGUUUUACCUGUGCAACUUGAACAUGUAUGCCUCCAUCUUCCUCAUCACGCUGAUGAGCCUGCACAGGCUGGUGGCAGUGGUUUGGCCCCAGCGAGUAGCGGCCCUGGCCAGCAAGACGAUGGUAGUGCGGGCAAUAGUUGUGCUCUGGGUCCUGGUGUUCUUCAUGGCUAUCCCAGCUCUGGUGUUCAGGGAGCAGAGGGAUGAUCAUAACGAACUGAACAAAACCCAACGGGUGUGUGCCUCAGAUCACAGAGUGCCUCAGCAUUUGGUGUUCCAGUACACCUUUGAGACAGUAAUGGGAUUCCUGGUUCCGUACGGGAUUAUAGUGAGCAGCUAUGUCUGCAUCCUGAGACGCCUCAGACAGACCAAAUUCCGUCGCAAGGUCCGCAGUGAGAAUCUCAUCCUGGCCAUCGUUGUGAUGUUUGCCAUCUUCUGGUUGCCCUAUCACAUCAUCAACAUAAUACAGGUGGUGGCUGAGCAUUUUGAUGACACUUCACCAAUAAAAAAGAGACUAUAUAGGAUAUGGCGGCCCAGUCGUGCUGUGACCUCCGCUCUGGCCUUCAUCAGCAGCUGUGCCAACCCUAUUCUCUACACAUUCGCUGGGAAGUCCUACAUCAGAGGGGACGGCAUGGCCUUUAUGGCUCGCCUCUUUGAAGGGACAUCUCUGGACACUGGGAUAAGGAAGGGCCAGCCGACAACCAGGGACAGGGAGGGAAAUAGACUCAAAGAUACGUUGUCUUUCAGCAGCACUGGGGGCAAUGUUGUGAUGAAAGGAAAAUAG